Messenger RNA from Dichotomopilus funicola, 927 nucleotides. RefSeq names its product carbohydrate esterase. Bases 1 to 927 code for a protein of 308 amino acids. The transcript is spliced from 2 exons. Gene Ontology annotation, molecular function: hydrolase activity, acting on ester bonds. NCBI's taxonomy places the organism in Eukaryota, Fungi, Ascomycota, Sordariomycetes, Sordariales, Chaetomiaceae. The record is from RefSeq and is a predicted model, not a curated record.
AUGACCCUCCUAACCACCACCACCCUCCUCGCUCUCCUAGCCACAACCGCCACUACCACCACCGCAGCCUGCACCCCCCGAGCACCCUCCACCAAAUACCUCAUAACCUUCGGCGACUCCUACUCCCAAACCGGCUUCAACAUCACCUCCACUGCCCCCUCCGCCUCCAACCCCCUCGGCAACCCCCCCCUCCCGGGCUGGACCGCCAGCGGCGGCUACAACUGGGUCGGUUUCCUCGCGGCGCACUACAACGUCUCCACGCUCUUGACCUACAACUUCGCCUACGGCGGCGCAACGACCAAUGCUUCGUUGGUCACGCCGUAUGAGCCGACGGUGCUGAGUUUUGUUGAUCAGGUGGCGGAGUUUAGUGGGAGUAUUGGUGGGGGAGAGGGAGAGGGAGAGGGAGAGAGUGAUAAGCUGUGGACGGGGGAGGAUGCGUUGUUUGGGGUGUGGAUGGGGGUGAAUGAUGUGGGGAAUUCGUGGUGGACGGAGGGGUAUGGGGAGUUGGUGGAGGAGAUUAUGGAUUCGUAUUUUGGACGGUUGCAGGUGCUGUAUGAGGCGGGGGGGAGGAAUUUUGUGCUGUUGAGUGUGCCGCCAAUCCAACGCACCCCCUCGGUCCUAAACAACUCCGACGAAGCCGCCCAACAACAAGAAGCAGCCGCCAUCGACACAUACAACGCGGCCCUAGCUACCCGGCUCGAGGAGUUCAGCACUGCCAACAGCGGAGUCACGGCGAAGAUUGUCGAUACUGCGGUGCCUUUUAACACGGCGCUUGAUGACCCGACGGCGUAUGGCGCGCCGGACAACACGUGCUUCAACGCGGAUGGCGAGUCGUGUUUGUGGUUUAACGAUUAUCACCCGGGCGUGGAGAUUAAUAACCUGGUGGCUGCGGCUGUGGCGGAGGCGUGGAAGGGGAGUUUCUUUUAG